CGGAGUGCAGUGACCUCGCUGUCUUUGUUUUCAAGAGAAGACAGAAAAAACUUUCAGCAAGCAUACAGCCGGUUAUCUCUAUAUAUUCGCGACAUCAUUUUCAGAUCUAAUAUCUACAGACGAGGUAACUCACGUCUGCACUUCGUAGGAAAAGCCUGCCCGGGCUGUCUGGCUCAUAUCCAUGGCUGUUAGAAGAGGCCACAUAAGAUACUUAAAGGUGUGUGAAGUCCAGGCUUCACAGAGUGACAGCAGGGAAUCUCAGCAUGGCUCUAAGGGGGCUUCCAACAUGAAGGAGGCUUAUGACAAUGGCUAUGAAGAGCACAUGUCCGACGAGGCCAAAGAUGCCAAGACUAACCUGAUCGUCAACUACCUCCCCCAGAGCAUGAGCCAGGACGAGCUCCGCAGUCUCUUCAGUAGCAUUGGAGACGUAGAGUCAGCCAAACUCAUCCGGGACAAAAUGGCAGGCCACAGCUUAGGUUACGGCUUUGUUAACUUUGUUAACCCUAGUGAUGCAGAGAGGGCUAUCAGUACCCUCAAUGGCCUGAGGCUACAGUCUAAAACUAUCAAGGUGUCGUAUGCGCGGCCGAGCUCUGACACUAUUAAAGAUGCUAAUCUCUACAUUAGCGGCAUACCCAGAACCAUGAGUCAGCAGGACCUGGAAGACAUGUUCACCCGCUAUGGACGCAUCAUCAACUCCAGGGUCCUGGUGGAUCAGGCCUCUGGUCUGUCCCGGGGAGUGGCGUUUAUCCGAUUCGACAAGAGGGCAGAGGCCGAGGAAGCCAUCAAAGAUUUGAAUGGCCAUAAACCACCUGGUACCACUGAGCCAAUCACAGUCAAAUUUGCUGCCAACCCCAACCAGACCAAGAACUCUCAGCUGCUGUCCCAACUGUACCACAACCAGUCCCGACGCUUUGGAGGACCCGUCCACCACCAGGCUCAGAGGUUCAGAUUCUCUCCUAUGAGUGUGGACCAUUCUGGGGGAAUGGGUAGCGUGUCAGGGAGCUCCACAGCAGGGUGGUGCAUCUUCAUCUACAAUCUGGGCCAGGAUGCAGACGAGGGAAUCCUCUGGCAGAUGUUCGGCCCCUUUGGUGCCGUCACCAACGUCAAGGUGAUCCGAGACUUCAACACCAACAAGUGUAAAGGCUUUGGCUUCGUUACCAUGACCAACUACGAGGAGGCAGCCAUGGCCAUUGCCAGCCUCAAUGGCUACCGGUUAGGAGAGAAAGUCCUGCAGGUCUCUUUCAAGACCAGCAAAGGACACAAGUAGAACCCAGGCUCCAGGAGGCGGGGUGGGGUCUGAGGGAAAUGGGCGGGGACAGAGAGGGAGGAGUGGCGAUUCAGUUGGACUGUGACUGUUUUUAUAUUUUCUGUUAACAUGUUAUAAUUUUUUUCUACUUACCGUGCCUGGCUUCCUUCAUGCUGUAUGCCAUCACCUCAUUCCUCAGCUGUCAUUGGUGGAGACAUCAGCCAGGCAUUCGUACCCAGGCAGUAGCAGAUGAAGCUGACAUCCUGUUUGACCAGUGUGGAUCAUCAGGGAGGGGCUGACCAGCAUCCAGGGUCAAAAUGGCUUCUUCCCUGUGUUUCUUAAAUCAGGCUGGUGUGUUGUGUUCUGACCGGCUGUUUGAAGCCAGGGUUGUACAGGAAUAUCAGGGCUCCAUCAGUGCUGCUGUCUGUGUCAGACCUUUCAUGUAUGCUGAUGAUAUCUGCUUAAAGAGCAACUAAACCCUGCACCACCUCUUGAUGAGCUGCAACCUUAUGGUGGAAAACUACCUGGAAGUGCUGUGCUAAGUGGUGUAAGUAAAAUGGUAAACACAGAAGGAAUGAUGGGCGUGUUAGAUUUAGCUGUGUUAAUGAGCCAGCAUUGACAACUGUUGACUGUCAGUGCUGGCUCAUUAACACAGCUAAAUCAAAAAGAUGAUGAUGAUGAUGGAUCACAUUUUAUAGCUUCAUCUUGACACCCAAAGUGCUUCACAGUGAAGGCGAGAAAGUGGACACUGAAAAGGACUCAUUAAUUUAACGUUUAUCCUGCUAUGCCAACAUCACAUGGUCCAGGAUCAGCCCAGCACUUUGUGGUGGUUCCUCACCUUUACGUGGUGGCUGGCUCACAGUUGGUACAGGGUUUAGCUGCUCCUCCUCACUCUUUCUUUGUCUGGGAAUGCGAAGUGAAGGGGGUCCUGUAAGUGGGUGGGGGUAUUUUUCCUUUUCUGUGGCUUAAACAUGUCGUGAUGGGUAUGUCCAGUGCCUGGUUUUCUUUGCUGUACAGCUCAUGGGGAUUCUUUUUAAAUGCGUCGUGAAAACAGUCAUGUUGAUGUUUGUGUUAAAAGUGGCUCUCAGUUUAUUCAGCAGCACAAGAAGAAGAAGAAACCAUGAAAUUAAAAUCCAAAUGUGUCCUCCUGUGUCCAUGAUGAUGACGUUUUCAGAGAGCAGUACUUCAUAGUGCAGCUGGAGCCACCGGCCCAGGACACCCCAGUCAAGUCAGAGGUUUCAGCACAGCUCCAGUCUGCCGGUCAUGACAACUUAAAAGCAGUGAUACUCAACCAGGUGUCAUGUAGACCUGUGUGUAAACUGGUUUUCCUUCCAACCCAACACGGAACCAGCUGAUUUUACUGGUUGACACACCUUCAGCCAGGCAGGAAUGUGAUCAGUGACACCAGAUAGUGUGGUGCUGUCUGGAAUGAAAACCUGCGUACACACGACUCCACAUUACACAAGAUUGAGUAUGACUGAGAUGGACGAGUCUGGUUUUGUUUCUUAUCAGCAGUAAACAAGAUGUCCUUCAAACGUUUGGGUUUUCUAGGCUGGUUUGGGGGGGGGGUAGAUGGGCGCAUGCGGGUGUCCCAGUGUUCAAAGAUCUGAACCACUUCCCUACCAUGGGAGUUUGGAGAAUUGAGGUGUGUUCUCAUGUAAAUGUUGUGGUGGAAGAUGCCAUGUGGGGGGAACUGUCUGUUUUGAUAGUCUGUCCGGUUGGUUCUGUUUCACAUGCACACUGGUGUAAAUAUUGCUGUUGCCCAGCCCACCAUAUGAGAAAGCAUCCUUGUAAAUCCCCCCCACCCCCACCCCACCCCUCCCCACUCUACCAAAUACUAAUAAACUGAUGUAU
This is a messenger RNA of Lampris incognitus (smalleye Pacific opah), 3100 nucleotides long. RefSeq names its product ELAV like RNA binding protein 1b (gene elavl1b). The coding region runs from base 182 to 1267 and encodes 361 amino acids. The record is from RefSeq and is a predicted model, not a curated record. Gene Ontology annotation, cellular component: ribonucleoprotein complex. The transcript has 8 exons. Gene Ontology annotation, molecular function: RNA binding. Lineage: Eukaryota; Metazoa; Chordata; Actinopteri; Lampriformes; Lampridae.